GAGUAGAGAAAAUUGUAUUGAGCGAAAAUUGUAAAAAACGUCGACAACGUCGCAGAGUGAAAAUCUUUUGAAUUGAAAAAGUAGCUGGUGCAUUGUAAUCAAAACGCCAAAAUGAAUGAGGAAUACGAUGCGAUAGUUUUGGGCACCGGCCUCAAGGAGUGCAUAUUGAGCGGCAUGCUCUCCGUGUCUGGCAAGAAAGUCCUGCAUAUUGAUCGCAACAAAUACUAUGGCGGCGAGUCGGCCUCCAUUACACCGCUGGAGGAGCUGUUCCAGCGUUAUGGCCUGGAGGCGCCUGGCGAGAAAUUCGGGCGUGGUCGUGACUGGAAUGUUGACUUGAUUCCCAAGUUUUUAAUGGCCAAUGGGCAAUUAGUGAAACUGCUGAUACACACGGGCGUCACCCGUUAUCUGGAGUUCAAGUCAAUUGAGGGCAGUUACGUUUACAAGGGUGGAAAAAUUGCCAAAGUGCCGGUGGAUCAAAAGGAGGCGCUGGCAUCUGAUCUCAUGGGUAUGUUUGAGAAGCGUCGCUUCCGGAACUUCUUGAUCUACGUGCAGGACUUUAGAGAGGAUGACCCAAAGACCUGGAAGGACUUUGAUCCAACCAAAGCCAACAUGCAGGGCCUCUAUGACAAGUUUGGGCUAGACAAGAACACCCAGGACUUUACUGGUCAUGCGCUGGCGCUGUUCCGUGAUGAUGAGUAUCUUAAUGAGCCGGCUGUAAACACCAUACGACGCAUCAAACUGUAUUCGGACUCGCUGGCGAGAUAUGGCAAAUCGCCCUAUCUGUAUCCCAUGUAUGGUCUUGGAGAGCUGCCGCAGGGCUUUGCCCGCCUAUCGGCCAUCUAUGGUGGCACCUACAUGCUGGACAAGCCCAUUGACGAGAUUGUCCUUGGCGAGGGCGGCAAGGUCGUGGGCGUGCGUUCUGGCGAUGAAAUCGCCAAGUGCAAGCAGGUCUACUGCGAUCCCAGCUAUGUGCCCGAGAAGGUGCGCAAGCGUGGCAAGGUCAUUCGUUGCAUUUGCAUCUUAGAUCAUCCGGUGGCAAGCACCAAGGAUGGACUCUCUACUCAAAUCAUCAUUCCACAAAAGCAAGUCGGUCGCAAAUCGGACAUUUAUGUAUCUCUGGUCAGCUCCACCCAUCAGGUGGCCGCCAAGGGCUGGUUUGUGGGCAUGGUCUCCACUACAGUGGAGACUGAGAAUCCCGAGGUGGAGAUCAAGCCUGGUCUGGAUUUGCUCGAGCCGAUUGCACAAAAGUUUGUCACCAUUUCGGAUUAUUUGGAGCCAAUCGAUGAUGGCCUUGAAUCGCAAAUAUUCAUCUCGGAAUCGUAUGAUGCCACCACGCACUUUGAGACUACUUGCCUGGAUGUUUUGAACAUCUUCAAGCGUGGAACUGGCGAGACUUUCGACUUCUCUAAAAUUAAGCAUGAGCUCGGCGAUGAGGAUCAGUAAAUGGACACGGUGCGAUUCUUUGGUGGAUGGGUGCGCGCUUGUGGCAGGACGACACGGCAACUUGCAGCUCAACAACAACAACAACACAAAAGAAAAACAACAUCAACUACAAUAACAACAACAUUAUUUUAGCAUCGUUGUGCGGCCGUUGCCAAAAAAAGAAAACCAAAAGCGAUUUAAAUAUCCAAUAAAAUUUGAAAAACAAACAACAACUACAAAAUGUAUUACAACAACAACAAACAUGAAACAUGUAUUUUUCAUCACACGGCGCAUAAUAUUUUUAUGUGAAAUGACAUUUUAGAUAUGUAUUACAAGAAAAGAAACACAAACAUUGCUUGCUUGUCGCAAUAUUGGUAUAUGCCUAGAAGAUAUAUACUUAAAAUACAUAAAAAAAAAUAUGCAGCAUAUGGCAGUUAAAGUAAAUAACAUAAGGCAGAGUCGAAUCCACUUAAAUUAGCCAAAAUUUAUUGUUGUGAACGAAAAUUUAUUGAAAUGCAUGUAAACUUUGAUGUAUAAUCCUCGAAAACAGCCACGAUUACCCUUUUGACCACUGUCACCCUCACCGUCACUUUACCAUACC
Messenger RNA from Drosophila innubila, 2023 nucleotides. It is a transcript of the gene Gdi, whose product is annotated as rab GDP dissociation inhibitor alpha. Gene Ontology annotation, molecular function: Rab GDP-dissociation inhibitor activity. Bases 112 to 1443 code for a protein of 443 amino acids. The transcript is spliced from 3 exons. Gene Ontology annotation, biological process: protein transport; small GTPase-mediated signal transduction; vesicle-mediated transport. The record is from RefSeq and is a predicted model, not a curated record. Gene Ontology annotation, cellular component: cytoplasm. NCBI's taxonomy places the organism in Eukaryota, Metazoa, Arthropoda, Insecta, Diptera, Drosophilidae.